This is a messenger RNA of Pyrus x bretschneideri (Chinese white pear), 399 nucleotides long. RefSeq lists its product as uncharacterized. Lineage: Eukaryota; Viridiplantae; Streptophyta; Magnoliopsida; Rosales; Rosaceae. The transcript is spliced from 2 exons. The record is from RefSeq and is a predicted model, not a curated record. Bases 1 to 399 code for a protein of 132 amino acids.
AUGUCGCAUUCCAAUCUGAUGAACAACUACUUCAACCCCAACUCGGUGUACACAGAAGAGGAUUUCAGACGUCGCUUCCGGAUGAGGCAUCAUGUCUUCGAGCGUUUACUUCGUGAUGUCCAGCAAGUCAAUCCAUACUUUCGACAGAAGCUGGACAGAGCAGGCUGCCUUGGUGAUUCGAUGGAUGAAACCCAUGGUAUGUCUGAGUCUACAUGCUUUGAUACUAUUCAACAAUUUUGUGACAUAAUUGUUCAGGUUCACAAAGACGAGUACCUCCGUGAGCCAAAUCAAGAAGAUUUGAAUUGGCUCAUUCGCAAAGCUGAAGACUGUGGGUUUCUGGGCAUGAUAGGGUCAUUAGACUGCAUGCAUUGGGAUUUGAAGAACUGUCCCACUGGAUGA